Molecule: messenger RNA, 1131 nt
Organism: Leptopilina heterotoma
Lineage: Eukaryota; Metazoa; Arthropoda; Insecta; Hymenoptera; Figitidae
Product: trypsin delta-like
Exons: 2
Coding region: 29-868 (279 amino acids)
Biological process (GO): proteolysis
Molecular function (GO): serine-type endopeptidase activity
Source: RefSeq, a predicted model, not a curated record
UGAAAUGUGCAAAAUGAGGAAAUGAUUUAUGAUAAGAUUAAGAGACCAUUGCUUCUUAAAGUACAUUCGAAACAUUCGUAUUUUCGUGUUAGUUCCUUGUGAAGCAUCAAUCAUGAUUGGAUACAUGACAAUAGUAGCUGUGGCAAUUUUUGCAACAGCUGUACCAUCGAAUGGUCUGUCAUCGCGAAUAGUUGGAGGAGCGACUGUAUCACGUUUUGAUGAAAUACCCUACCAAGUGAGCGUUCAAUUAAAUGGCAGACACUAUUGCGGAGGUGUUAUAAUUUCCGAAACAUACGUUCUUACGGCAGCUGCUUGUGUCUCAGCUGGUGGUAUUAAUCAAUAUAGCAUAAAAUCUGGAACAGCCAAUUUACAAUACGGCGGUACAAUUCACAGAGUCUCGCAAAUAAUUAAGCAUCCCUCAUUUUACGUAAACAGUGACAGCAUUCCAGUGAAUGAUAUCGCUAUUAUUAAAAUUCAAAAUACAUUCUCCUUCGAUGGAUCACGAGAUGCAAUUCCAUUGUUGAACAAACCAGCAUUGGUUGGAAGUUUUGCUAAAAUUUCCGGAUGGGGUUGGAUGAAUUCGACAUUUCCAAGUCAAUUGCAAAAGGGAAAUGUGAAUAUUUUGAAUACAAAUUAUUGCAGUAAAACACAUUAUCAAGGACGAUUACCAGCGGGUCAGAUAUGUGCUGCUUUAACCGGACAAGAUGCAUGCCAAGCUGAUGCUGGUGGUCCAUUAGCUGUUGGGGUUCAUCUCGUUGGAAUUAUUUCUUGGGGCAAGGGUUGUGCCCUUGGUCAAUAUCCUGGUGUUUAUACGGAAAUAUUCUAUCAUCGAAAUUGGAUCACUGCUCAGACGGGUAUUAAAAAUUAGUAUUAAAAACCCUUCUUAAUUCGAUUGCGAAAUGAAAUUAAAACUAAAAUUAAAAUUGGAAAUAAAAAUUGAAAUGAAAAAUGGAAAUUAUAAACUUAGAAAAUUUACCAAUGUAAAUUUGAUUAUUUGUUAAAGUAAUAUAAAUUCAGAAACAUCUGCCAACUUUAAUGUGUAUAUUUAAAAUUUGUAUUGUUAUUAUUUAGGUAAUAAGUGAGAAUUGUUUUGUAUUUUUAUUAAUUUAAAUAAAUGUAUUUGGAUAAAAA